This is a messenger RNA of Leptinotarsa decemlineata (Colorado potato beetle), 1269 nucleotides long. RefSeq names its product cleavage stimulation factor subunit 1 Cst50 (gene CstF50). NCBI's taxonomy places the organism in Eukaryota, Metazoa, Arthropoda, Insecta, Coleoptera, Chrysomelidae. Gene Ontology annotation, biological process: mRNA 3'-end processing. Gene Ontology annotation, molecular function: protein binding; RNA binding. The record is from RefSeq and is a predicted model, not a curated record. Gene Ontology annotation, cellular component: mRNA cleavage stimulating factor complex.
GGCAACACUGGUGACACUUGAAGCUGUGUUUUUACAUUGUUUACAUCUGUCAAAUAUUUAUGUUUACAUAUUUAUACUUUUGCUACACCGGACUCAAAAAUUUCUUACAUUAACAAAAUGACCAAUAAUCAUUUAAAUAAUUCCAAUUCCUCCAAUAUGGAUGAAGAUCCCGAUCCUGAAAACGUAAUAACAUCCAGGGAAUUCUUAUACAAAUUGAUUAUAAGCCAGCUAUUCUACGACGGACACCAAAGUAUAGGCACGACUCUACAACAGGCAGUUAUGGCGGAACCUAAUAACGCCCCCAGUGAUCGAUUAUUCCACCUAGUACUAACUGGUCUGGAACACGAACCCAGCGUUAAGGAUAGGCCCCGAAAUACUCCGGUGGGAAAUAACCACAUCGGACCGGGACUUGAUUUGGAGUUCGAAACAGAAUCAAAUGUACCCGCUCCAGAACCAGCUCUGUAUGAAACUGCUUAUGUAACCUCUCAUAAGGGAAAUUGCCGAGCGGGCUGUUUUUCGGCGGAUGGACAACUAAUUGCCACUGGGAGUGUGGACGCCAGUAUUAAAAUUCUCGAUGUAGAUAGGAUGUUGGCAAAAUCGGCACCAGACGAGAUGGAUCCUUCUAGAGGGGAACAGCAGGGGCAUCCUGUUAUCAGGACUCUGUAUGAUCACAUGGAGGAAGUCACGUGUUUAGAGUUUCACCCGAAAGAGACUGUUUUGUGUUCAGGAAGUAAGGAUAAUACCAUAAAAUUGUUUGAUAUUUCCAAGGCAAGCGUUAAGAAGGCUUUCAAGACAAUAACUGAAGCAGAACCGAUCCGAGCAAUAUCUUUCCAUCCAGGAGGAGACCAUCUGAUCGUCGCCACAGAUCACCCUGUCAUCCGCCUCUAUGACAUGAAUACCCUACAAUGUUUCGUGUGUCCGUUCCCCAAACAGCAACACACUCAGACAGUGACUUAUCUGAAGUGGUCUCGAGAUGCGAAGAUGUUCGCAACAUGUAGCAAAGACGGCAAUGUCAAACUUUGGGACGGGGUGUCCAACAGGUGCGUGAACACAUUAAUAAAGGCCCAUGACGGGUUGGAAGUGUGUUCCGUGCAGUUUUCGAAGAAUGGCAAGUACCUGCUCACUGCCGGAAAGAAUUCUAUAUGUAAGCUGUGGGAGCUGUCGACUAGUCGGUGUUUGAUUGCUUAUACAGGUGAGAUUUAUAAUAAUAUUAUUAAUAAUAUUUAUCAACAUCAUUACAACUUUCUAAAAUAGAGUAAUGGAUACAUU